UCCAUUUUUUUCUAAAUCAUCCAAAAUCAUCAUAUAUGUAAAAACGAUUUAAAGAAAAAACGACAAUAGUUUUCGCAACACCACCAGAGACGGAUCGAGUGGUUGUGACUUUUUUUUCUGUGCCGACUCAUUGCGUGAUAUACCUAUAUAUUCACACACAUACACGCAUUAUUUUAUCUCACUAAAAAAAUUGAUAUAUCAAGUUUCACACAAAGUUUCAUUUUCAAAAUUAAAAAGUAAACGCGUUAAAAAAAAAAAUAAAAAAAACUACGCCGCAUAGUUUUAACGCAUGGGAUAUAAUUUUACAAUAAUUAUAAAAAAUAUAUAUGUAUUCUUAUGUUUAAUAGCAGCUUAUUUGUGUAGUGUGUAAUAUAACCUCAAAAAUACCCAAAAUGAUUAUCACGUUGAAAAAUUUACAGCAACAAACUUUUACCAUUGAAAUUGAUCCUUCAAAAACGGUAAAAGAUUUAAAGGAUAAAAUAGAAGCACAAGAAAAAUAUCCUGCUUUGCAUCAAAAAUUAAUUUAUGCUGGUAAGAUUCUAGUUGACGAUGACUCCUUAACUCAAUACAAUAUUGAUGAGAAGAAAUUUAUUGUUGUUAUGGUAUCAAAGCCCAAAGUUGCUGAAACAACUACUAGUAAUACUGAUGAUGCAGCUAAAGAACGUACCAGAGAGACACCAGCAGCGUCAUCAGAGCCCUCACCAGUAACCCGGCCGUCAGCAGGCGCCCAACCAACUGACCAAUCAUCAACAGCAGCGGCUGUGGCAGCAAUAACAGAAGCAGCCGCUAGAAAUCAGCCCGAAAGCGCAUUGUUGACCGGAGACGCUUACGACACCAUGGUGACCAACAUUAUGGACAUGGGCUAUGAUCGCGAAAGAGUUGAGCAAGCUCUGCGUGCAAGCUUCAACAAUCCUGACCGCGCUGUCGAGUAUCUCAUCACCGGGAUUCCCACUCAAGGAAUCGACGCUCUGUUCGACGACUUCCCAGAGGACAACGCACCAGAGGUCGCUGACGCGAUCAUGGAACAAGGUGGUGGUGGAGGUGGCGACCCACUCGCGUUCCUGCGCAAUCAGCCUCAGUUCCAACAGAUGCGGAACGUUAUCCAGCAGAAUCCGCAGCUUCUCAAUGCUGUCUUGCAGCAAAUCGGACAGUCCAAUCCUGCGCUCUUGCAACUUAUCUCACAGAAUCAGGAUGCGUUCAUCCGUAUGCUCAACGAGCCUGCUGGAGCUGCUGGCGCAGGUCAACUGGGCUCGAAUCAAGCUAUCCGCGGUGCUGGAGGUAACGCAGGUGGCGCUGAUGCAGUAAGUCCAGCGGUAGCCGCCACUACCGGCGUCAUACCUAUUUCUCCGCAAGAUCGCGAAGCCGUGGAACGAUUAAAGGCUCUGGGAUUCCCCGAACACUUAGCCUUGCAAGCCUACUUUGCUUGCGAGAAGAAUGAAAACCUCGCUGCUAAUUUUUUACUAUCACAAAAUCUUGAUGAAUAAAUUAAGAUCUACCUUAAUAAUAAAUAAUUAUUGCUAAUAAUAUUAAUAAUGAUAUUAUUAUUGAAAAUAAACAAGAUUAUUGAUCAUAUGAUUAACAAUUAAUAAUUAAAAU
Molecule: messenger RNA, 1596 nt
Organism: Cotesia glomerata
Lineage: Eukaryota; Metazoa; Arthropoda; Insecta; Hymenoptera; Braconidae
Gene: Rad23
Product: UV excision repair protein RAD23 homolog B
Exons: 5
Coding region: 393-1484 (363 amino acids)
Biological process (GO): proteasome-mediated ubiquitin-dependent protein catabolic process; nucleotide-excision repair
Cellular component (GO): nucleoplasm; cytosol
Molecular function (GO): polyubiquitin modification-dependent protein binding; proteasome binding; ubiquitin binding
Source: RefSeq, a predicted model, not a curated record